Molecule: messenger RNA, 690 nt
Organism: Oreochromis aureus
Lineage: Eukaryota; Metazoa; Chordata; Actinopteri; Cichliformes; Cichlidae
Product: tripartite motif-containing protein 16-like protein
Exons: 1
Coding region: 1-690 (229 amino acids)
Molecular function (GO): protein binding
Source: RefSeq, a predicted model, not a curated record
AUGGAUGAACAUAAAUGCCAUGAAACAGUCCAAGCUGCACCAGAAAGGAAGAAUGAUGUUUUACACUCAGCAUCAGAGCCAAAGACCAGAGCUGGAUUCUUAAAAUAUUCCCAUAAAAUCACACUGGAUCCAAACACAGCGCACAAAGAGCUGUUACUAUCUGAAGGGAACCGAAAAGCAACAUUAAAAGAAGGUGGACAGUUUUACUCUUGUCAUCCAGAGAGAUUCACUGAAUAUGAACAAGUGCUGAGCAAAGAGAGUCUGACUGGACGUUGUUACUGGGAGGUGGAGUGCAGAGGAGGAGUAGUUUAUGUAGCGGUCGCAUACAAGAAUUUCAGCAGAAGGGGAGGCUUAUAUCACUGUGGAUUUGGACUAAAUGAGAAAUCUUGGGCAUUACGUUGUGACACAGACAGUUAUAUAUUUUACUACAACAAAGUACAAACUGUCCUCUCAGGUCCUCGGUCCUCCAGAGUAGGAGUGUACCUGGAUCACAGAGCAGGUAUUCUGUCUUUCUACAGCGUCUCUGAAACCAUGACUCUCCUCCACAGAGUCCAGACCACAUUCACUCAGCCGCUCUAUGCUGGACUUGGUCUUGUGUGUUAUGGAGUCACUGCUGAGUUCAUUCAAGUUGAGACUGAAACACCGGGUGGACCGAGCUUUUGCUGUUGCGGGCCCAAAAUUAAGGAAUAA